AUGUGGUAGAAUGAUGCUUGCUUGGGGUAUUCUGUUGGAUUCUGUAAGUACACAUUUGCAACUGUGCUUUGGGGUUGACCUUGUUUUUUUGUUGUUUGUUUUUUCACAUCAGCUGCAUGUAUCAGGUGGCAGGAGUUGACUGUUGGGAUCCCAUCAAGAGAAGAGUAUAAAUACAACACACAAGGAGAGAGACAGGAGCAAUCCAACUGUAUGGAGCCACAAAUCCUGGCAACAGAUGCUUCAAGUUGUGAUAGACUCAAACAUAUACAGUAUAUGUAGUGUUGAGGGCCCGACUCUAGGGCUUCCCUUGUGCUCCCAUGCGGAGAGGACCCCCAGGGGAGCUGAUGCCAGCUGAGACUGAAAAACAAGGGUGUGAGGUCUAAGACGCAUCAUGGCGGAGGAGAGCCUGGAGACAGAUGGCCCCAGAUCCUCCAUGCCGGCUGAGCUCCACCAUCCCCACUCUAAGUACUCUCAGUGGAAGUUUAAACUGUUUAGGGUGAAGUCCAUGGAGAAGGCCCCCCUGCCCAGUGAGACACAGCCUGAAAAAGGAGCCCUGUUAGGGAUCUCAGUUACUGAAGCUCCAAAUAUAGAGUUAGAUAAUGGUGUGGCUCCAGGGAGCGUUAUGAAAUUGUGCUUAGGAGGAAAAAGCAAGGAAAAUGUGGAGGGCCCGGGCCGGAGGGUAGAUAUGAAGCUUCAGGAAAUGGACACUCACAUGAACCACCUCAGGUGCUUGUGCCGUCUCUGUGGAAUGGUCCUGAGAAAAGUCAAAGGGCCAGUGCACAAUGUUCAUGAGGAUCUGGAUGAGUCAAGCAAAGGUGCCCUGCGUAAAAUGGGCUGCAAGGUUACAAGCUGGCCAGAGGUCAUCCUCAAAGUCUUCAAAGUGGACGUGACAGAGGACACAGAAUCUGUCCACCCUCUUUCUUUCUGCCAUCGCUGCUGGAUGGCUGCCAUACGAGGAGGGGGCGUCUGCAGCUUCUCCAGAACAAGAGUCCCUGAGUGGAAACCCCACUCUUCCCUCUGCCACCUUUGCUCCCCCAGGAAAACUUCAUUCCAGCGGACUGGGAGGAAGAGGCGGAAAGCCAUCCCCAGAGCCCAGAGCUUGGCAAAAAGGACCCGGUGGGACCAUGGCGGCAGCAUUGCUGUUGGUGAGAGAAGGGCUCUCAGACCAUUUGGAGACCGUCAUCAUACUCCAGUGCUCAGGGGCUGGAGGAAACCCAUCACCCAGAGAGAGCAAUGGGUGAGGAAUAUCACCCACUGCCAGAAAGACCACCUGAGUACCAAGCUGAUCUCUGAGAAGCUCCCUGUAGACUUCCUCUUUUCUUUCACCUGCCUGGUGUGUGACCACCUGCUCUCUGAUCCAGUUCAGUCCGCCUGUGGGCACCUCUUCUGCCGCAGCUGUAUUAUAAAAUAUACCCACGUUCUGGGACCUCACUGUCCGGCCUGCAACUUGCCCUGUGCCCCUGAUGAUCUCACCCUACCAGCCAAAGCCUUCUUAUCAGCCCUACUUUCGCUGCCCCUGCUCUGCCCCAGAAGUGGAUGUGGCAAGCAGGUAACGCUAGACUCAUUUAAAGCUCAUUGUCUGGGCCAUGAGUUGGAUGAAAAGGAUGCAAAUGAGCACUCAUCAGAACUUGACAUUUACCUGCUAACCAAUAAAGGUGGAAGACCCCGUCAGCACUUGCUAUCGCUAACCCGUCGUGCCCAGAAGCAUCGGCUGAGGGAUCUGAAGAACCAGGUGAAGGUGUUUGCAGACAAAGAGGAAGGUGGCGACCUGAAGUCUGUGUGUCUGACGCUGUUUCUGCUUGCACUGAGAUCUGGGAAUGAACACCGGCAGGCUGAUGAACUAGAGGCCUUGAUGCAAGGCAGAGGCUUUGGGUUGCAUCCUGCUGUGUGCUUGGCCAUCCGGGUCAACACUUUCCUGAGCUGCAGUCAGUAUCACAAGAUGUACCGGACUGUCAAAGCCACCAGUGGCCGCCAGAUCUUUCAGCCCCUGCACACCCUGCGAGCUGCAGAGAAGGAGCUUCUCCCAGGCUUUCACCAGUUUGAAUGGCAGCCAGCUCUUAAGAAUGUGUCUACAUCGUGCAAUGUUGGCAUUAUUAAUGGGCUCUCAGGAUGGGCUUCCUCGGUGGAUGAUGCUCCAGCUGACACUAUCACUCGGCGGUUUCGCUAUGAUGUGGCACUGGUGUCAGCAUUAAAGGAUCUGGAGGAGGACAUCAUGGAGGGGCUGAGAGAGAGUGGGAUGGAAGACAGUGCUUGCACUUCAGGCUUCAAUGUCAUGAUCAAGGAAUCUUGUGAUGGCAUGGGUGAUGUCAGCGAGAAGCACGGUGGAGGACCAGUUGUUCCUGAGAAGGCUGUACGUUACUCUUUCACUAUUAUGAGUGUCUCUGUCCUGGCAGACGAUGAGAAAGAAGAGGUUACCAUCUUCACCGAGCCAAAGCCAAACUCAGAACUGUCCUGUAAGCCCCUUUGUCUGACAUUUGUGGAUGAGUCCGACCAUGAGACACUUACAGCUGUCCUGAGCCCUAUAGUUGCAGAACGUAAGGCAAUGAAAGAGAGCAGGCUCAUCCUGUCCAUGGGCGGACUACCACGCUCCUUCCGCUUCCACUUCAGAGCCACUGGAUACGAUGAGAAGAUGGUGCGUGAGAUGGAGGGCCUCGAGGCCUCAGGGUCCACCUAUAUCUGCACUCUUUGUGACUCCAGUCGGGCAGAGGCCUCUCAAAACAUGGUGCUACACUCUGUCACUCGCAGUCAUGAAGAGAACCUUGAACGCUAUGAAAUAUGGAGAACCAACCCCUUUUCUGAGUCUGCAGAUGAGCUGCGAGACAGAGUCAAAGGUGUCUCUGCCAAGCCCUUCAUGGAGACCCAGCCCACACUGGAUGCAUUACACUGUGACAUUGGAAAUGCCACUGAGUUUUACAAAAUCUUCCAGGACGAGAUCGGGGAGGUAUACAAAAAGGUCAACCCCAGCCGGGAGGAACGGCGGAGCUGGAGGGCAGCCCUAGAUAAACAGCUGAGGAAGAAGAUGAAGCUGAAACCGGUGAUGAGGAUGAAUGGGAACUAUGCUCGCAGGCUAAUGACCCAGGAGGCUGUGGAGGUGGUGUGUGAGCUGGUGCCCUCAGAGGAGAGGAGGGAGGCCUUGAGGGAGCUUAUGAGGCUCUACCUCCAGAUGAAGCCUGUGUGGCGUGCCACCUGCCCAGCCAAAGAGUGCCCUGACCAGCUGUGCCGCUACAGCUUUAACUCCCAGAGCUUUGCCGACCUCCUCUCCUCUACCUUCAAAUACAGGUACAAUGGAAAGAUAACCAAUUACUUGCACAAGACCCUGGCCCAUGUGCCUGAAAUCAUAGAGAGAGAUGGAUCCAUAGGAGCCUGGGCUAGCGAGGGGAAUGAGUCAGCAAACAAACUGUUCAGGCGUUUCCGCAAGAUGAAUGCACGCCAGUCAAAGGCCUUUGAACUAGAGGAUGUGUUGAAACAUCACUGGCUCUAUACCUCCAAGUACUUGCAGAAGUUUAUGGAAGCUCACAAAGACUCUGCCAAAGCUCUGCAAGCUACCAUUGACCCGAUAGAGAACCAGGAUGAUGAAGACAUGUCUUUGGAAGUGAAUGAUUUUUGAUUUUUCUUUUACUGUGAA
This is a messenger RNA of Micropterus dolomieu (smallmouth bass), 3625 nucleotides long. RefSeq names its product recombination activating 1 (gene rag1). The coding region runs from base 392 to 3607 and encodes 1071 amino acids. Lineage: Eukaryota; Metazoa; Chordata; Actinopteri; Centrarchiformes; Centrarchidae. Gene Ontology annotation, biological process: adaptive immune response; V(D)J recombination; pre-B cell allelic exclusion. The record is from RefSeq and is a predicted model, not a curated record. Gene Ontology annotation, molecular function: metal ion binding; ubiquitin protein ligase activity; sequence-specific DNA binding. Gene Ontology annotation, cellular component: DNA recombinase complex; nucleus; endodeoxyribonuclease complex. The transcript is spliced from 4 exons.